Messenger RNA from Neohortaea acidophila, 1497 nucleotides. RefSeq lists its product as uncharacterized. Gene Ontology annotation, biological process: intracellular protein transport. The transcript is spliced from 6 exons. NCBI's taxonomy places the organism in Eukaryota, Fungi, Ascomycota, Dothideomycetes, Mycosphaerellales, Teratosphaeriaceae. The record is from RefSeq and is a predicted model, not a curated record. The coding region runs from base 1 to 1497 and encodes 498 amino acids. Gene Ontology annotation, cellular component: Sec61 translocon complex.
AUGGCAUACUACGAUAACGACCCCUCAUGGCCCUCAGCCGGCCGAGCCUCGUCAUGGGAAGUAGCAUCGCGACCCGCAGCCGGCCAAUCACCCAGCUCGCCGCAGCAACAACAACACCCCGAGCCGCACGCCUUUGCCGCGCAAUUUGAAGAGAUCGAGCGCGCCACUGACAACCUCGUCAAGAGUGGAAAGUGGUUUCCGGGAGCGAUGCAGCACAUGGCAGGAGGCAUGGGCGCGCGACAAGGCCAUGUUCCCCCGCCACCUAUGAACCGAGGACAUGAGCAAUAUGGCGGAGGGGAUGCACGGAUGGGCGGUGCACCUGCGAGACAAGCCUCGGGUGGUGCGGCGAGUGAUUACGACCCUGCCCGUCCGGGCUCUGCGGGUCUUCAAGGUUACUACCAAGGUCAACGUUUUCCCGGAGGUGCGCGCGCAAGCGAGGCCGAGCAGAUGCUUCAGGCGAAGCGGAGAAUGGCUGCGCAGCGGGAACGUGAGCUCCGCAAUUAUCAUCAGGAGCAGCAGUAUAAUCGGAACGUAUCGGGAGUCAAGUCCGAUCGAUCAAUGAGUCCGAAUCCCAUGAGCGAGGAGGAUCGCCGGGAUCUCAUCGCCCGUCAACACCGCGCGCUGUACGGAGACGCUGCAUCCCUCUAUGGAGCAGAAGCCGCCUCAUCACGGCCGCAAAGCCAGGAUGUCGUGAGAGGGUCGCAUUCAGGCCGAGGCGCAUCGCCACUAGCCUUCGACCCCUACGCCAAUCAAGGCCCGUCGAGCGAAGAAGGCGCGGUACAAAUGCCACCGCGCGGCGAUCACCUGAACACCACCACCUCCCCUCUCUCCAACACUACGACGCAGCAGUCUUUCGGCCUGAUGUCCGCAGGCGCCCAGCAAAGCAGUCGAACUUCCGCCUCGUCCCCGGGCGCAAAGGGCAAUGCGACAGGCGUAGCGCCCAUCGGCACUCGUCCGCUCCCGGGCUCCGCAUCAGCCGGCAGCGGCGUGAAUCAGCGUGCUACCACCCCUCUGACCUCUUCGUCCCUGGGCUUCAACAGCAACAAUAACAACAGCGCCGGAAGCGCCAAUCCCAAAGACGAGCGCUCCACCUCCGCCGCCUCGAACCCGGCGUCGACUCUGGCCGAAAGUGGCGCCAAUCCCACCGCUAUCAGCAAAGGCUCUUCCUCCCCCCGUCCCUCCUCCCCCGUCAACUCGCCCACCACGGGCAGCACGACCGCCCGCGCCGCCUCGCCGAAAGCGCCCGGCGGCCCCGCGACGGCAAUCAAGCGACGCGCAGCAGCGGAUCGCGCGGACAAGGUGGCGAAUGCGCGGCCGACGAGCACGCGCGCCGCGGGUGCGGGAGGGAGCAGUAGUACCAUGUUGCGACUAUACACCGAUGAGUCGCCGGGUUUGAAGGUCGAUCCGUUUGUGGUGAUGGUGCUUUCCAUUGGGUUUAUUAUUAGUGUUGUUGCGUUGCACAUCCUUGCCAAGGUCACGAAGCGCUUUUCUUCGUGA